Heteronotia binoei (common prickly gecko) is the source of this 1655-nucleotide messenger RNA. RefSeq names its product sphingosine-1-phosphate receptor 1 (gene S1PR1). The transcript is spliced from 2 exons. Gene Ontology annotation, molecular function: sphingosine-1-phosphate receptor activity. The record is from RefSeq and is a predicted model, not a curated record. Gene Ontology annotation, biological process: angiogenesis; sphingosine-1-phosphate receptor signaling pathway. Gene Ontology annotation, cellular component: membrane. Lineage: Eukaryota; Metazoa; Chordata; Lepidosauria; Squamata; Gekkonidae. Bases 260 to 1399 code for a protein of 379 amino acids.
GAGGAGAGGUUUUAAAUGAGCCCCGGCGCCUUUGUUAUGCAAGUGCGGUGGCAAGAUGUGAAGCGCGGACUAGGCAGCGCCUUUGAGAGAAACGCUUCCUGCCUUGGCGAGGACCGUGGCUUCUGAGGUGCUCCCCAGAAGGUGCUGGAUGUUGAAGCUGCAGAGGUUUAACUGUUGCAACCAGGGCAGCUGGUGAAGCUCCUGCUCUUCAUUGCCACUUGGGGCAGCUGGCUGGAGCAUAACAAUCCAGGCUGGAACCAUGGACUCUACCAGGGACCCCCAUGUGAAGGUCCUCAGUAAUGUCAAUGACUAUGUCAACUAUGAUAUCAUUGUCAAGCAUUACAACUUCACAGGGAAACUUAACGAGAAAGCAGACAGCGGGAUCAAAGCGUCUUCGGUGGUCUUCAUCAUCAUUUGCUGCUUCAUCAUCCUAGAGAACAUAUUUGUUCUGCUGACCAUCUGGAAAACAAAGAAGUUCCACAGACCUAUGUACUAUUUCAUUGGCAACUUAGCACUUUCAGAUUUGCUGGCUGGAGUGGCUUACACAGCCAACAUUUUGUUGUCUGGGAGCAAGACCUACACUCUCACUCCUGUGCAGUGGUUUCUUAGGGAAGGGAGCAUGUUUGUGGCACUGUCAGCUUCUGUGUUCAGCCUCCUGGCUAUUGCCAUUGAAAGGUAUAUUACGAUGUUGAAAAUGAAGCUCCAUAAUGGUAGUAACAGUUUCCGUUCUUUCCUGCUGAUCAGUGCUGUUUGGGUCAUCUCGGUGAUACUAGGGGGCCUUCCUAUUAUGGGGUGGAACUGCAUCAACACCUUACCAAGCUGUUCCAUUGUGUUGCCCCUCUACCAUAAGCAUUAUAUUCUCUUCUGCACCACGGUGUUCACUGGUCUCCUGUUGUCCAUUGUGGUCCUGUACUGUAGAAUCUACAUCUUGGUGAGGACUAGAAGCCGUAGGCUGACCUUCCGGAAGAAUGUUGCUAAAGCCACCAGGAGUUCAGAGAAGUCUUUGGCUCUGCUCAAGACAGUGAUAAUUGUUUUAAGUGCAUUUAUUGUUUGUUGGGCUCCCUUGUUCAUACUACUCUUGCUGGAUGUGAGGUGCAAAGUCCGGUCCUGCCCGAUCCUCCUCCAAGCUGAAUAUUUCUUAGUUCUGGCAGUUCUCAACUCUGCUACAAAUCCUAUCAUCUACACACUGACCAACAAGGAAAUGCGGAGGGCCUUUGUCAAGAUUGCGUGCUGCUGUAAGUGUCCCAUCACAGACUCUGGGACCAAAUUCAAAAGACCAAUCAUUGGAGGGAUUGAGUUCAGCCGCAGUAGGUCUGAUAAUUCCUCCCACCCACAGAGGGAUGAGGGCGAUGCUCCAGAGACUAUGAUGUCAUCGGGUAAUGUCACUUCAUCAUCUUAGGCGGUUUCAGAAAGCACCUUGACAUCAGACAUAGGGGAAUGGUUCUGCUCAUUUGCCUGCAAGCCAGAAUGAGAAGGCAUGUGGGAUUAAAAAGGCAGCGAGAUAAGUCCGAACAGGGAAAGUGGUGUGCUUACUUCGAUACUGUUGAUGACAAUGGGGAAGAUCAUGUCAUCUGAUAACAUUUUCUCCCUGGAAGCUUAUGUCUUAUUUUUGUCUUUGUACUGAGGCAGCUGAGGGUUUGGUCAAGAUUUAGUCA